AUGGACUUCCCUCUGGGGCCAGUGGAGAGGCUGAAUUUCGGCGACUCGUCGGAUCUCGCUGGUAUCGUGGACCCAGGAUACACACUGCGCGUUGAGGACGAAGGUGCAGUCAGCGUGGUGGCGGCGGCGCACGAUGCUACAGGUGACGACGAAGCAGACAGCGUUGCAGCAGGGAAAGGGAUAGCUGGAGGAGAUGUGCAGCCUGAAGAAAGCGCUGGGGAAGUUGGGGGAGAUACGAGAUCGGCGGCCUGCAUUCAAAUGGGAGGGAGCUGCAGUGCUAAGAGGAAGAUUGUUGUGGCUGAUGGCCCAACGGAAUCAGAGCAAUCUACACUGAAAGUGAACCCUGAAGCUCCAGGGUGGAUCAAAAGGGUGCGCGUAGGGGGGAAUGCUGCCGAGCGGGUUCCUUGCCCAAACAGGAUUGGGACACUGGAGAAGAUGAUUAGAAGUUACCCUGAGAGAAGAGGGGAUUUUGUGUUAGAGCCAACGCUGGGCAUGAGCUUCGAUUCACUUGGCGAGGCAUACGAUUUCUACAAUCUAUAUUCAUGGGAACAUGGUUUUGGCGUUAGAUAUGGGAAAAGCAGGCUGAACCCACAGAGGACGAAGACAAUGCAAGAAAUCGGGAAACCUACAGGUGAGAACACACGGUCGUGCCGCUGCGAGUGCCCAGCGAUGAUUCGUUUGCUUCGGUCAGAAGAUAAUGGUUGGUACAUAACAGAGCAUCGAGUUAGGCAUAACCACUCCCUAUCCAUAACUUGUGCAGAGAAGGUGUACUGGCCAUCGCACAAGCACAUAGAUGUGUACACAAAGGAUCUGGUGAAGCAACUUCGCGAGAACAACAUAAACAUUGGAAAAGUGUACAGCAUAAUAGGUAGUUUUUUUGGAGGUGUUGGUAAUGUGCCGUUCACAAAGAGAACCUUGAAGAAUUUGUGUGGACGGAUAAGCAAGGAGCAAGCUGAUGACGAUGUGAAGAAGACAAUAGAGGUUUUUGCGGAGAUUGGAUCGAAAGAUCCUGAGUUCACGUACAGGGUGCUGGCUGAUUCAGACAGCCGGAUUAAGAAUCUGAUGUGGGCAAACGGAUCAAGCCGUAUGCAAUACAAAUAUUUUGGGGAUGUAGUGACAUUCGACACAACUUAUAGGACAAACUUGUAUGACAUGCCAUUUGGGCUAUUUGUUGGGGUUAACAACCAUUUCCAGAGCAUCAUUCUAGGAGGUGUGCUGUUGAGGGAUGAGCAAACAGAGAGUUUCGAGUGGGUAUUUGGGGAAUUUGUUCGGAUGAUGGGUGGUGUGCCACCAAAGACAAUCCUGACAGACCAGUGCAGAGCCAUGGAAGUGGCAAUAAGCAAAGUUUUGCCGGGAACAGUUCACAGAUGGUGCAAAUGGCACGUUCUGAAAAAGGCAAAGGAGUGUUUGGGCCCUCUGUACAGCAAGAAGAGUGAGUUCAGGGCAGAAUUCCACAAAAUUGUGAACCAUAUGCUGACGGAGGAUGAGUUUGAAACAGCAUGGGCAAUGCUGGUAGAGAAAUACAGCCUGAAGACACACCCCUUCAUGACCCAGAUUUUUGAAGUAAGGCACAAGUGGGCAAAGCCAUAUUUCAGAGGUGUUUUCUGUGCUAAGAUGACGAGCACACAGCGAAGCGAGAGUGCAAACAUGAUGUUAAAAAGCUAUGUGCCGCCUGGAUGUGCUAUGAACAUGUUUGUCAAGCACUACAUGCGUCUGCAGCAUGAUCGCGAGAAGGACGAGGGUUAUCAGGAAAAGAGAACAAAAGUGGCCAAUGCAGUGCUGCAUGCGAAUCUGUCGAUAGAGGAGCAUGCAAGCAAGGUGUACACACGAUCUAUGUUCGAACAAUUUGGUCAUAAUUUAUACAUGGCGGGGGCAUACCGCAUUGAGGAGGUUGUAAAGGGGAAGUUGUACCUGGCAAAGCACACGAAGGCGCACAAGAGAGAAAAAUGGAGCAGGGUUGAAUUUCAGGUGAAGGUGGUGGAUGACGGGGAAUUUUUUGAGUGUGAAUGUGGCCUUUUUGAGCAUAUGGGAAUUGUCUGCAGCCAUAGCAUCAAGGUCAUGGAUUACUUGGGUGUUGAAGAAUUACCAAAGAGACACAUUUUGAAGAGGUGGACCAGGGAUGCGAGGGAUGUGCUGCCAGAGCACCUCGAGGUGUACCAGAAUGACCAUGCCUCCAGCCGCUCUUUCACCUACAGACAUUCUUUGUUGUACAAGAAAGCCCUGGAACUGGUCAGGCUGGGUGAUGCAAGUGCUGAGGCGUAUGAGAAGCUUGAUAGUCUUUUUGAAAGCAACCUACUGAUCAUGGCCCCAUUUGAUAACAUGAGGGAUGGACUUGGUCUUGAGGACAGACCGUCAUAUCAACCUGAUGAAGGAGUAGCAGAACUAUAUUUGGGGGGAGAAGAGUUGACCGUCCCUGAUGAAGCUAAUCUGCUUCAAGGACUGGGAGCUCCAUUGAAAAUCCGCGGUGCUGGGAGGCCAACGACUAGCAGAGACAAGGCUCCGUACGAGGGUACCGGUGGCCUUACGAAGCGUACCCGUUUCUGCACAAUUUGCAAGUGCAGCGGGCACAAAAGGACCACAUGCCCCCAGCGUGGGGACGCUCCGAAGCAGCCGCGGAAGGUUGCGAAGUGCACCAGAUGUGGGUUGCCUGGACACCGUAGGACGACAUGCGCAAAACAGGCUGAUGCUUUGCUUACCUGAAGCCGAUGUGGUAAAACGAGAUGAAUGCCUGAUCGAAUAGUUGAUCCAAGUGGCACGGCAGCAUAAUAUCCGUUGUUUGAUGUAAUG
Messenger RNA from Lolium perenne, 2787 nucleotides. Lineage: Eukaryota; Viridiplantae; Streptophyta; Magnoliopsida; Poales; Poaceae. The record is from RefSeq and is a predicted model, not a curated record.